This is a messenger RNA of Rhodamnia argentea, 806 nucleotides long. Its product is annotated as transcription factor bHLH162-like. NCBI's taxonomy places the organism in Eukaryota, Viridiplantae, Streptophyta, Magnoliopsida, Myrtales, Myrtaceae. The record is from RefSeq and is a predicted model, not a curated record. Gene Ontology annotation, molecular function: DNA-binding transcription factor activity, RNA polymerase II-specific; RNA polymerase II transcription regulatory region sequence-specific DNA binding; protein dimerization activity. Gene Ontology annotation, cellular component: RNA polymerase II transcription regulator complex. The transcript is spliced from 3 exons. Bases 138 to 701 code for a protein of 187 amino acids. Gene Ontology annotation, biological process: regulation of transcription by RNA polymerase II.
GAAAGUCCUCUGAGGAGUCUCCCAAGACGCGCUCUCUUCUCAGCUAUUGUUGCCUCCUGCUCUCUUUUUUUCAGACACGAAAAGCUUAGGUUCUGUGGGUGAACGAUACUACGGCUGAUCCAAUCUGGAAUCCAAAGAUGAAGAAAAGCACAAGCAACGAUCCGUCGGCGAAAGUCGAGCGCAAAACCGUGGAGAAAAACCGAAGAAUCCACAUGAAAGCUCUAUGCUCCAAGCUUGCUUCCCUCAUCCCUCAACACCAUAUCACCACUUCUAAGGAAUUGCCGUCACAGCAAGAUCUGCUGGAUCAAGCAGCAACAUACAUAAAGCAGUUGAAAGAAAGGAUUGAAUGGUUGAAACUGAGGAAGGAACAAGGAGUGCUACGGUCCAAAGGGAUUGACACAAGCAGCUCUUUGACUUCGUCGGAUGAUCAGGAGGCUCAACUAGGGCUCGUGGUUCCAGUGUUCGAACUGAGAGACCACGGUUUAGGUCUAGAAGUGAUCUUGAUUAGUGGGAGGAGGAAGAACUUCACGCUGUACGAAGUGAUCAGCAUUCUUGAGGAAGAAGGAGCUGAGGUUGUCAGUGCCAGCUUUUCGGUCAUCGGUGAUAAGAUCUUCCACACACUCCAUGCUCAGGUGAGACUAUUUAGAGUUGGAGUAGAGACCACAAGGGUGAGGGAGAGAUUGAAAAAAUUGAUUCGUUGAUUCUCUCUAGAGAUCGAUCUUGUAAUGUUGCAACAACAAACAAGACGAGAAAAGACACGAACUUUUGCCUGAAAAAUGGUAAUUAGCUGAUGCAUAUUGGAGAUG